Kuraishia capsulata CBS 1993 is the source of this 1530-nucleotide messenger RNA. RefSeq lists its product as uncharacterized. Gene Ontology annotation, molecular function: polynucleotide 5'-hydroxyl-kinase activity. Lineage: Eukaryota; Fungi; Ascomycota; Pichiomycetes; Pichiales; Pichiaceae. Gene Ontology annotation, cellular component: nucleus; mRNA cleavage factor complex. Gene Ontology annotation, biological process: tRNA splicing, via endonucleolytic cleavage and ligation. The transcript has 2 exons. The record is from RefSeq and is a predicted model, not a curated record. The coding region runs from base 1 to 1530 and encodes 509 amino acids.
AUGUCGAUUCCUGGACUCCAAGGAAUUAUAUCAGCCGAUACACUGGCUCCUCACAUCGACACCAGCUCAGCAUUGGUGCCCAGUGGAAGUGCUACAGCUUUACCGAAUGCAAAAACUGUGGAAAUAUCAGCAUUUUCAGAAUGGAGAUUUGAGCUGGGCAGUUCCUCCGACAAAUUGCGAGUGAGACUAGUGGCUGGAGAAGCAGAGAUGUUUGGUACUGAACUUUCUUCAAACAUGGAGUACUCCUUCACCGGAGCAAUGAAAACGUGUAUAUUCACGUUUAAGGGCUGUACAAUAGAAUAUGCAGGAUGUGAACUCUCGUCUGAAUACGUUUCUGACGAAUCAUGCAUGACCAACUACCUGAACCUACACUUUGCACUGGAGAGACUGAGGAAAGAAGCCAGCACUUAUAACGAAACCAGCACCGACAAGAGACUCGGACCCAAGGUGCUCAUAGUUGGAAACAAAGAUUCCGGAAAGACCUCUCUGGCCAAAAUUCUGACUGCCUAUGCCACCAAGAUGGACCGUCAGCCAAUCCUCGUCAACCUGGACCCAUCUACAGCCAACUUCAGUAUACCUGGAAUGCUCACGGGAACCACGAUCUCUGACAUCAUGAAUGUGGAAAACGUGAAUCUAGGAGAAACCAUAACAACGGGUCCAACGUUCUACCACCAGAAGCAGCCCAUAGUGAAAUGCUUCGGGUUGGAGAGUUUCUCAGAUAACGAUAAGCUAUACAAGUACGAAAUUUCGCAGCUCGGCAUCAGCGUCUUGAGCAGACUGCGUAACGACCAAGUGGUUGGCGAGUCGGGGCUCGUUGUGGAUACUCCUGCUUUCAAAAUCACGGAUUACGAACUUAUUGAGAACAUCAUAUCGGAUUUCGAGAUCGAUGUGUUGAUUGUGAUAGGCCACGAGAGGUUGUUCGUGGAUCUGAAGAAGAAACUCAUCAAGCCAUCGAACCAGAACAGACUCACGGUCUUGAAGAUGCCCAAGUCAAGUGGAUGUGUUGAUUUAGAUGACAAGUUCUCUAGGGACUUGCAACAGAGGUGCAUUAGAGAGUAUUUCUACGGGAUAGAGAAACAAGUGUUGAGUCCUUUCUCCAUUAUGGCCAAUCUGAAAGAUCUGAUCAUUUUCAAACCUGUGGAACCCAACGGCAUGUUCGGGUCCUCUGGGUUAUCUUUUCUAAGUGGUGAUAUGGAGGAAGAUGAGGAUAUCAAAACGGAGCCCAAUGCCCAGCUGAAAUUUACAGAGUAUUCCAAGCUGCUUGAAAGGAUCACCGAGCCAACGGCUGAGAUUCUCAGCAACGCCGUACUUGCGAUGGUGAACCCCUCUGGCUUGGAUCUCAACAGGUUUGCAUACACGGACGAUGAGCAGGCGUUGAUAGAAGACACGGUUAACACCUCGGUGGUUGGGUUCACGUAUGCCGUGAGUGUGGACGAUACCAAGGGCAAGGCCAGGUUUGUGGUACCUUCACCAGCCAACCAGAUGCCCUCAAAAGUUUUGAUUUUGACCAAGUUUAGAUAUCACGAAUGA